Aspergillus caelatus is the source of this 920-nucleotide messenger RNA. RefSeq names its product Eukaryotic translation initiation factor eIF-5A. Gene Ontology annotation, molecular function: translation elongation factor activity; ribosome binding; RNA binding. Gene Ontology annotation, biological process: positive regulation of translational termination; positive regulation of translational elongation. Bases 156 to 629 code for a protein of 157 amino acids. The transcript has 4 exons. Lineage: Eukaryota; Fungi; Ascomycota; Eurotiomycetes; Eurotiales; Aspergillaceae. The record is from RefSeq and is a predicted model, not a curated record.
GGUUUCGUCCAUUUCUCUCUUCGUCUCUUUUAACCUUCUAAUUUUUCUUCCCUUUUCCCCUCUCUCCUCCGACUCAAUUUCCUUCCUCCUCUCUGUCUUCUCCCGCCUGCCUCUCUAGUUUCCCCUUGUCAUUCACUCCAUCCAAAACCCUCACCAUGGCUGACCACGAUUUCGAACACAACUCUGCCGAUGCCGGUGCCUCUGCCACCUACCCCAUGCAGUGCUCUGCAUUGAGGAAGAACGGUCACGUUGUCAUCAAGGGCCGCCCUUGCAAGAUUGUCGAUAUGUCCACCUCUAAGACUGGAAAGCACGGUCACGCCAAGGUUCACCUGGUCGCUCUCGACAUCUUCACCGGCAAGAAGCUUGAAGAUCUGUCCCCCUCCACCCACAACAUGGACGUUCCCAACGUCAGCCGUAAGGAAUACCAGCUUCUUGAUAUCACCGACGAUGGUUUCCUGUCCCUGAUGGACGAGUCCGGUGCGACUAAGGAUGACGUCAAGGUUCCCGAAGGCGACGUCGGUGAUAGAAUCCAGAAAAUGUUCAACGAUGAGGGCAAGGACGUCAACGUUAUUGUCCUCACUGCCAUGGGCGAGGAGUGCGCCAUGGACUGCAAGGAAGCCCCCAAAUAAUGAAUUUCCUAUAGUCAUGGACUCCUUUUGUGCUCCAUUGGACCUUGUGUGUUCUAGGGUUAUCCCUGAAGUUUGCCCCUUCGAUUGUGAAGUAUGUUACGUUUUGGGCGAGAUCCGACCCGGCUCUUAUGUUGGCCACUUGGCCUUGGAGAAGGUUGCGUUUAGUUGGCAGCGCAAAGCGUGCUUUACCAUGACGGGAACCAGUCUGAGUCCAGCUUUCACGAUAUUUUGACGAAUUCCAAAAAUUUCAGUGGCUCUACCUAAUACGCAAGAUAUUUUCUUUGUUUUUCA